Messenger RNA from Phaethon lepturus (White-tailed tropicbird), 756 nucleotides. Its product is annotated as NIPA-like protein 2. The record is from RefSeq and is a predicted model, not a curated record. Gene Ontology annotation, molecular function: magnesium ion transmembrane transporter activity. The transcript is spliced from 7 exons. The coding region runs from base 1 to 756 and encodes 251 amino acids. Gene Ontology annotation, biological process: magnesium ion transport. NCBI's taxonomy places the organism in Eukaryota, Metazoa, Chordata, Aves, Phaethontiformes, Phaethontidae. Gene Ontology annotation, cellular component: membrane.
AUGCGAUACUCCCCUCUGGCCCCACGAUGUGUUUGCCAGCGGCGUGAAGAGCGAAGCUGCUACCUCUACUUCUCCUCUCGAGUUCCCUCAAAACCCUGUCGUAGUUUUCCACAGGGAGGCCAAGAUGAACUUACAUGUCUGCAGCUCUUAAUGUCUUGGUUCCUGAUUCACACAUACUCAAUCUUAGAAAUUAUAAUAUUCUGCAUUCUCCUCUAUUUUUACAAAAUAAAGGCUGUGAAGCACAUCGUGGUUUUGUUGAUGAUGGUAGCACUACUGGCAUCGCUGACUGUCAUCGCUGUAAAGGCUGUGGCCAGCAUGAUAAUACUCUCUGCAAAGGGGAAAAUGCAGCUAACUUACCCUGUUUUCUAUAUCAUGAUUGUUUUAAUGGCAACUUCUUGUGCUUUCCAAGUCAAGUUCUUGAAUCAAGCAAUGCAUCUGUAUGAAGCAAAAGCAGUUGUGCCCAUUAAUUUUGCGUUCUUCACCACCAGUGCCAUCAUUUCAGGGGUCGUAUUUUAUCAGGAAUUCCAAAGUGCAGCUUUGCUGAGUGUGUUCAUGUUUCUGUUCGGGUGUCUCCUAUCUUUCCUUGGUGUAUUUGUAAUUGCAAGAAAUAAAAAAGAGGAGCAUUUACAAAUUCAUUUUAUUGACUGUGGACAUAUUCCUGGACAAAAAUUUACAGGCAAAAUACAACCAGAUUCUCACAGUUCACACUAUGGCACUUUGAAUAAUGAAGACAACUCAGUAAAAAGCCAAAGCUGA